GGGCUCUCUGUCGAGAGGCUAUUGCAACUCUUAUCUGCGCUUACGGACGCGCCUCGCCUGGCAGCCGCUAUCAGCCUUUGACCGCGCGUCACCGGGAGCAGAGAUUCUCGAAGCAAGCGCCCAGUGCAACCAACCUCCAUGCUACGACAUGGACCUGGCCGGCUGGACCAUGGGGAAGGCCGGAUAGUCCUGGUCUUCGAGAGCACCGAUGACUCUGAGCCGGGGAGAAGCGGCGACAAGGCCCCGUUCAGUUGGAGCGAGGCUACCAAGAGCUUCUGCUGCUAUCCGCUGAAGGUGUUCCUGCCGAGGGAAGCUGGCCGGCCGCGCUGCCGCUGGGUCUACCCGGUCGUGUUUGGUGGUGGCCUAGUGAGCGGAGACGCUGCCCACAUUGACAUCACUGCGACCGUCGGAACAUGCGUACUGCUCACGAGCCAGUCGUAUCCUAAGGUCUACCAGUCGAAGCCCGGGGAGUCAUCGGUGCAGCACUGUACCUACACUGUGCAAGACGGCGCUUUGCUCUGUGUGCUGCCCGACAUCACGGCGUGCUUUGCGGACGCCUGCUUUGACCAAACACAGACAGCGCACCUCUCGGCCGCGGCCAACAUCGUCCUGCUCGACUGGUACCUCGCUGGACGCGUGGCCAACGGCGAACGGUGGGCGCUGACCAGGCUGGCGUCGACAAUCAAUGUUCACGUGGAAAGCGAGCUGGUUCUCCGUGAAGCCGUCGACAUGGCUGCCAUCGCGGGCUUGUCUCUCCAGCAGUAUGGCGCGUACGAUGUCACUGGCGUCUGCGUGCUGCUCGGUCCCUACGUGGCACCACUGGCGGCUAGCAUCUGCAGCCAGCUGGAGAGACGCGAGCCGUACGGCGUGCAGCCGAGCCGCUCCUUUGUCGCAGCCUGCAGCCCGCUCCGCUCCGAUGAUGGGAAGCUGAGGGGAUGCGUGAUGAGGAUUCUGUGCUUGUCGUCGCAACAGGCCUACUCAAAGCUUCAGGAGCUUCUUGAGCCGCUGUUCUUCGUGGUUGGCGGAAAUCCCUUCGCACUCAAGCACUGAGACCAUUGGGCAGCGCCGUACAACGCCGUGUUGAACGUCGGCCGCCGGGCUUCCAUGCGGACAAGUUGGAUGGGUGCAGGCGGUUGGUUGCCAAGCGCCGCCUCUCGGUGCAGGAACGAAGUGGAGCGGUACAAAAAGCGGUCGCAAGAAUCGCUGAAAAGAGACAACAAUUGCAUGUAUGGCGUU
Molecule: messenger RNA, 1236 nt
Organism: Dermacentor silvarum
Lineage: Eukaryota; Metazoa; Arthropoda; Arachnida; Ixodida; Ixodidae
Product: urease accessory protein UreD-like
Molecular function (GO): nickel cation binding
Source: RefSeq, a predicted model, not a curated record